UCCCGCCACCCCUUCCUAACAGAACUGUUGCAAAGAUUCCUGCUGGCAUUUUUGAAUGAAGACUGCCAGAUGUGAGCUACUGUAGCCGAGUCAGACUCUAAAAAUAUUGCUCUUUGAAACAUGUGCUGCACAUGCGGACAGGGUUAACUUGGAGAGCAGAAUACCUGAUCCGGAGAGAGACAGGAUCUAACUGAAACUUUCUUUUUAAUUCAGCUUUUCUGUAUGAAGUCACCGAUUAUAAAACAAUAAAAGAAGACCCUGUGCAUGGCACUUUUUUUUUUAACCUGUAUGUUCGGAGACUAACUUUUAUUUGAAGAAAGAACAGAAAGAAAAAAGCAUGUCUGGGAGCAUGCAUACAAAAUCCAUCAUCAAAACACUGGCUGCAGCUGUCUGUAUACUGGUUCUGUUUCCAGAAGUGCGGACUACAAGAAAAUUACAAAAAAGGAGCUUGCUGCAGAAAACUGGAGACAAGUACAAUGAUUAUGAGUACCCCAACCAGUCUCCAUCAGCUCAGUUUCAAAAGAAUGACAGAUGCCCUCCACCACCUCAGAUGCUCCCAGAGCAGGCAUGUGAAGUGCCCAGCUGCCGAUCUGACUCUGAGUGUGAACGGCAUAAACGUUGUUGCUACAAUGGAUGUAUUUAUGCCUGUUUAGAGUCUGUCCAACCUCCUCCAGUACUGGACUGGUUAGUUCAACCCAAGCCUCGAUGGUUAGGAGGAAAUGGAUGGUUAUUGGAUGGACCAGAGGAGGUGCUUCAGGCGGAAGCUUGCAGUACAACAGAAGAUGGAGAUGAACCUCUGCACUGCCCAACAGGGUAUGAAUGCCAUAUAAUCAACCCUGGCAACCCGGCGGCUGGAAUCCCCAACAGAGGCCAGUGUAUUAAACAACGUGGCAACUCAGAUGGCCGUGUUUUACGACACAAGUACUUCAAGGAUUAUAAAGAUUAUUUAGGUAUCAAUGCUAACAGUGCAGUGGGAUAUGAGAAGCAUCAUAAAAACCUGGGCUGAACAAAGCUUUGAGCUAUGCCAGAAAGAAAAAUGCCAAGCCAAAUGAGCAGCCAUUACCUUCAGUCAUAACAGAAUCGAUGAUGAAAUGGACCACUAAGCAGUGAAACCGAGAGGGGAACAAAGCUUGAAAUCAUUGUGUGUGUGUUUGUUUAUUGUUUGUUUAAAAUACAAUGACAAGAAUCACUGUACGUAAGCUGAAACCAGCACUUGCAUUUUCAGUUUUAAUUCAAGUUAUGUUUAAACUCUAGACCCAUGCAUUAAGACAGAUCACUAUCUUAAGACAGAAUUUAUGAUUCUGUGCUUGGCCAUACGUCCUGCACUUGAAUGAAGGUGUGAGAUACUGCGUGUACAAAGUGAACACUGUGAGUUAAAUGGUUUAAUUCAAUUUAUUCUUACAUAGGAAUCUUUGUGCACAAAAAAAAAAAAACAACACAAAUACUAUGCAACUAACUACACUUCAGUUAAAGCAAUACAAAGCCAGCAUACUUUUUCCACAAUAAAGUAGAACAACAACAGGACCCCACUAUUUAUAUUAAUGUAUAUUUUAAAAUAAACCAAUUAUAUGAUUACUUCACACUAAAACACUGGCAGGUGGCACAGUGGCUAGGGUUGCUGCCACACAGUUCCACAGUUCUGGGUUCAGCAUGAGGAGGUUUUGUAUUCUCCUUGUGUACUAUGAUUUUCCUCCUACAUACCAAAGACAUACGUGUUAGAUUAUAUGGAUACUCUAGGAGUGAAUGUGGACAUGCAUGCAUGUGGCCCUGUACAGAUCUGAUUAUCAUCUUGCACCCAAUGCCAAGAUUAGCUCCGUCUUCCAAAAGACACUGAACCAAAUAAGCAGGACAGAAAAUGGAUGGAGUUUCUUUGGGGGAAAUGUCAUACCAUCUUAACUAAAGCCUACCAGCAUGUUAAUUUCAUCCAAACAUCCCUUAACACUCCAAAUAGAAGAUUAAAACAUGUUACAUUAUUUCCCAUAAAUCAUGUCAUUCCCAUAAGUCAAAAUGUUGCUGUAAUUACCUUCAGUUUCUGGGAGAUGUCCAUGACUGUUUGGAUCAAAAAGCAAGACUAAUUUGAUUACUGCCGUUGUUUAAAUACAGCGCUUCCUGGUGACUGGUUUUCUGUGCCAGCACUUCAGUGUCAUUUCUAGCAUUAGAGCAUCACAGCUAAAGAGACAUGGAUUCUAUUCCUGUUUUGUCAAUACCUGUGUGGAGUUUCCAUGCUCUCUUCCCUCCACAUU
Messenger RNA from Polypterus senegalus (gray bichir), 2243 nucleotides. It is a transcript of the gene wfdc1, whose product is annotated as WAP four-disulfide core domain 1. The transcript is spliced from 7 exons. The record is from RefSeq and is a predicted model, not a curated record. NCBI's taxonomy places the organism in Eukaryota, Metazoa, Chordata, Cladistia, Polypteriformes, Polypteridae. Bases 338 to 1006 code for a protein of 222 amino acids. Gene Ontology annotation, cellular component: extracellular region. Gene Ontology annotation, biological process: regulation of cell growth. Gene Ontology annotation, molecular function: peptidase inhibitor activity.